AGAGGGGUUUAAUUAAAGAUAAACCCUAAGGUGAAUCAAAUCAUUUUCUGGUGUGCGUCGGCUUUCGCUUCUGGAAGAUUCCGUAAAUCUCCGAUUUCGAUGGCGACUCGGCUCAAGGAGAUUGUGAAGAAGUACGGAAAAGUCGCGCUUGGAGUCCAUUUCUCGGUCUCCGGCGUCUCAAUUAGUGGAUUUUACAUCGCGAUCAAGAACAACGUGGAUGUCGAAUCGCUCUUGGAGAAGUACCAAAUCCCUUGGUUCUCCAACAAGGAAAACCCUAACCCUAGCCUCAAUUUGAAGAUUGAAGAGGAAGGUUCGGGUACGAGCGAUAACAAGACGAAACAGCUUGCGAAAUCAGCCGGCGGAGCCCUAGCGUUGGCGGUUUUGUGCAAUAAGGCGCUGUUUCCGAUCAGAGUUCCGAUCACGAUGGCGUUGACUCCUCCAAUCGCUAGAUUCCUUAGGCAGAGGAAGAUCCUCAAAACCGGCCAAUGACUCUUUUCUCUCUAGAAUUCACAUUUGGGUCCUGUCUAUGUUUUCACCAUUUGUAUCGGUUCCGUUCGUUUUUGUUUGUUCGUAAUUUCGAAUGUAAUGCUUCUUGAUAGGAAGAGAAUGAGAUAUUAUGUUAGAGAUAUUUGAGAUUAUAGUGUUGAUCAUCUCUUAAUUUAGAAUUUUAAA
Arabidopsis lyrata subsp. lyrata is the source of this 672-nucleotide messenger RNA. RefSeq lists its product as uncharacterized. The record is from RefSeq and is a predicted model, not a curated record. Gene Ontology annotation, cellular component: mitochondrion. The transcript has a single exon. Lineage: Eukaryota; Viridiplantae; Streptophyta; Magnoliopsida; Brassicales; Brassicaceae. Bases 100 to 489 code for a protein of 129 amino acids.